UGGCUAUUCCUGCUUACAUUUGAAACAUUGCUGUCUUCACGGGGGAAGGAAGACCACUCUUGCAUAAGCAAAAGCCAAUCUAAGAGCUGAUGCCACUCAUGGGGGAGUCUUCGCUUGUUCCGUGUCCCCGGGGAAAGCUGCCCGUCCUGCUUUCGGUCGUUCUUUUCGCCAUUAUACUGGUGGCUGUUGUAGUUUUUCAUGACAGGUCUUCCAGCUCCAUACCCUUCUGGGAUUUGGCUGUGCUAGGCAUCUUCAGUCUCACGCUAGGCCCGACUGUGUACGGACUGUGCCUCUUUAUUGAGGAAUGGCUCUUUCAUUCACACCAGCGGUACGGUGGUAAUCUGAGUCGGAUGCUUGCAGCCUGUUUUGGUGGUCGCGCCCAGCUUGCAGUGUGUAUGGCAGUUUUGAUGUUACUGGUGAGGGAGGGGUCUCUCAGCUCAGAACAGUGGAACCUUGUGGCUCUGUGCUCUGCACUCUAUCUCCUAUUCAAAAGCCUGGGAGUCCUGAAUCUGUCUCCUGUGGAGAUCUCAGAAAUCUGUGAAUCGCGGAAGAUGAACGUGGCUCAUGGGUUGGCUUGGUCCUUCUAUCUGGGCUACCUCAAAUUAGUACUGCCAGAGCUCGAGGGCCUGGUUAAACAGUAUUAUAACUUAACCGGAGAAGUCCUCAGAUCUCCGAGGCUCUACAUCCUCCUUCCCCUCAACGCAGCUGUGUCUGCUAAACUGGAGGAGGAGGAUAACCUUGUCAGCUUCCACAAAAACCUUCCCCAGCUGGAGAGGGACAGAGCAGGGGUGAGGAGUCGUGUGUACAAGCACAGCGUCUAUAAAGUUAUAGACAAUAACAAAGAGCCUCAUCUCUGUGUGGUGGAGUACGCCACCCCCUUGUUGACCCUAUACCAGAUGUCUCAGGAUAACUCAGCAGGGUUUAGUGAGAAGGAGAGGCGACAGCAAGUUCUUCUUUUCUACAGAACACUCCGGGACAUUCUGGAAAGUUCCUUAGAAUGCCGGAACAGUUACAGGCUAAUUCUUCUAGAUGAUGACCAUUCAGAGGAUCCCCACUUCCUUUCCAAAGAGAUUCUAAAACACCUCCAGCAGGAAGAGAGGGAAUUCUGCUUAGACCCUCCCCUGCGGGCGCCAAUCAUCCAACAGAACGGUGCCCGACCAAUCCCAGAGAAGGGGGGUUACACAUAUGAUGAUGGUAACAUGACAAAUAGCAUGAGUGAGGAGUUCAGUAGCCCUCCUACUCUCAUGAUCAGCAGGCCUUUACCCCUGAGAGCUGAGCCUGUGGAAAACACAGAUUAUCACAAUCACUCCCCUCAAAACUACAGGAGAUAA
Molecule: messenger RNA, 1331 nt
Organism: Chanos chanos (milkfish)
Lineage: Eukaryota; Metazoa; Chordata; Actinopteri; Gonorynchiformes; Chanidae
Gene: sting1
Product: stimulator of interferon response cGAMP interactor 1
Exons: 7
Coding region: 90-1331 (413 amino acids)
Biological process (GO): defense response to virus; autophagosome assembly; reticulophagy
Cellular component (GO): autophagosome; endoplasmic reticulum membrane
Molecular function (GO): cyclic-di-GMP binding; 2',3'-cyclic GMP-AMP binding
Source: RefSeq, a predicted model, not a curated record